GUCAUGAUUUGUUUUUAGCAUAUUCGUCGUUAGGAGUAAAUCAAACAAAAUUCGAAAUUUCUCAAAAAUCGAGGUAGCUGAAAAUUCGGUAAUGGCAACUAGAGGGAAUAAGUGGCUACUCCGCUUGCCCAAAUAUCCGCCGCGAUAUUCCACGACUCGUGUCAUCAAUCCGUCGAAUCGAGCGAUGGGCACGAAUGACGACGCAAAUCGGAAUCCGGACUCCGACGGAGAUCGCAAUCAGCCCACCAAAUAUGCCACACUCUGCUGGCACGUCAGCUUGGUCAUAUUGAUUAGCACGAUGAUUCUGGCCCUCGUGUGGACGGUCUAUCUGAGCGUCGACUAUUACUCGUGCACCCAGGAGGCUCGUUUCGAGAAGCUGAGACACGACCUUCUGGCGCGCGAGCGACUGCGGCGCGUGGGCGGCAAAUUGAAAUUGAGCGAUUUCGAGGAAAUGGCCAACGGACGCCUGCUGGCGAUCAAGCAGGUGGACGAAGAACUGCAUAAUAUCUGGAGUGAUUAUCAGCCACGUCCGCACUUCCUAGCCAAGUACAAAAUCAACGAGACCGAUCUCUACAGUGUGCUACGCGCGAUGCCCAAGGGGGGACUACUGCAUGUUCACGAUGCUGGCAUGUUCAAGACGGACCGCCUCAUCGAGCUCACGAAGUACUCGGACUUGUGGGCCUGUGUGGCCCUCGAUGGUACGUUUGAGGACUUCCGCUUCUCUAAGAGCUUUCCCCAUAUUCAACCCCGAGGCGAUUACAAAUGCAAUUGGAUGAUGAUGAGCAACUUCAGGCAGCAGGACGAGAACAUCGCCCUGAAGAAGUUGCGCGACAGCCUGUCUAUCGAUCCGAAUGGCUUCACUAGCGCCACUGACUUGGCCAAUCACAUGAGACGGGCGCAUCGUCUCAUUCUCGGCCUGAUCUCAUAUCGCCCCAUGUGGCCCACCUAUCUUAUAUCGAUGCUCGAGGAUUUCUACGCCGAUGGUGUCAGCUAUGUCGAGCUACGCUCCUCGCUGCCCAUUAUGUACGAUCUACUUGGUUCGAACUAUACCAUUUCGGAUACGGUCAAUACUAUUAUCACCACCACGAAUAUCUUCCGUUCCGAACACGAAGACUUCAUUGGCAUGAAGUUGAUCUAUGCACCUUUGCGGGACCACAAUGACAGCAAUCUGGACACAUAUAUUGCCAAUGCACGAUUUUUGAAGGCGAAUUUUCCCAGCUAUUUCAUUGGUUUCGAUCUGAUCAAUUUGGGAGACGAGUGCGCUAUGCCGCCGCUAGGAGAUUCCCUACAGCUGCUGCACAUCAGCAAAGAAAUCGACUUUUAUUUCCAUGCGGGAGAGUCGCGUUGCGUGAACUCCACCAAAGACAGUACGCCCGAUGCCAAUAUAGUGGAUGCUUUGCUGCUGGGCAGCAAGCGAAUGGGCAAUCCGUUCAAUCUGCCAUUGCAUUCGGAAAUAUUGAAGGUCAUGCGAUUGCUGAAGGUGGCCGCCGAGGUGUGUCCACUGUCCAAUUACUAUAUGCAGUAUGUGAGCGAUUUCAGUCAGCAUCCGGCGGCGUAUCUGAUUGCCGCCGGCUAUCCCAUUGUGGUGGGUUCGGAUUAUCCGUAUUUCUGGAAUGCGGCGCCUCUGACCGAUGAUUUCUAUGUGGCCUUCGUGGGCAUUGCCAAUGGUCAGGCCAAUCUGCGUCUACUGAAGCAGCUGGCCAUGAAUUCGUUUAUGUACAGCGCCCUGAGCGAGGCCGAGAAGCGUAAGGCUCUGUCGAUUUGGGAACAUAAUUGGGAUCAGUGGAUCGCGGGCAUCGUGCGCCUAGUCUAA
Molecule: messenger RNA, 1813 nt
Organism: Drosophila navojoa
Lineage: Eukaryota; Metazoa; Arthropoda; Insecta; Diptera; Drosophilidae
Gene: Adgf-A2
Product: Adenosine deaminase-related growth factor A2
Biological process (GO): adenosine catabolic process; inosine biosynthetic process
Molecular function (GO): adenosine deaminase activity
Source: RefSeq, a predicted model, not a curated record